GGUGAACGAAAAAACUUAGUGCUGUCAAAGUCAUUAAUGUAAUUUUUGUAUUUCUCAACGCACAUUUUUAUCACGCAAAGGAUUUAUUGUUGGAGGAUGUGAAUUAAAUUACUCGUAAAAUGACUUAUCCUGUACAAAAUGAACAGAAACCAACGCAGGCUUGGUCGAAUGCAUCAUAAGAGAAAUGUGGAGAAAGAUAGGCAAAACAAAGGCGUGGGAGUCGCGGAGUUUGAAGAGGUCUUGGCUCCAAAAGUUAAAGGCACCCAGAUCAAGGUAGACAAGUUUACAACGAACAAGUGUUGCUAUGUUGCUCCGACGCAUGAGGACUUCGGCCAACUGACAGAUACUACGGCACCAAUUGAACAGUACCAGAAUAUCCUUCAAGAGCAGUACGGGUUUGACCCGUUAAGCCCGCUCAUUCCGGAAACCAUAAACCAACUGAAGGAACUACGGAAAGUGUUGUGCAACACUUCACCGAAAGUAAAUAGUUCGCAAUAUACGUCGGACAAAAAAGUAUCAGCGCCAGACUUCGAAGAAACCACAGAGGGAUCCCAGUGGCAAAAUAUCGAUAAUGCUGAUGAAAUUGAUAAGUACAUAAGCCAAGAUAAAGAUAAAUUGGACUCCGGCCUGUACCUCGCAGAAAACAUCCACAUCAGUGAAAUUCCGAGAAUCAAAAUUAUCGCGAAAAAGUUUUCUCGAUUCAAAAAGAACAAUGUCGAGUUGAGAAAACUCGAUGAGAAGGUGGUUUGCGUGGAAUAUGACGUAUACCUAGGAGAUUGUCUGCAGCCCAGGGAGAAACUCCGAGCAUUCUUUUCUAUUAAACCUACGUACGGAAAUGAAAAUCAAGGUGAAGAAAGCGUAACUUUCAGCCAAUUGCCCAAAAAAGUUAAGAACAACUUCAACAUCUCCAACGAAGACCUUAAAAAACUUAACGAGAAAGAGAUAGAAAUUAUAGAUGGUAAGAUCACAGAAAACAAGACCUAUCUGGAGGACCUCAAGAGAAUCCUGAGGAGGAAGCAAGCGAUUUACGCCAAGAAGAAUAAAACUACAUUGGAUUUGAUGUCGCUGUAUGAAAUGGCGAAGAGAGAAAGCCCUCCUCUAGAUGAUGAGUUCUCCAACACAAAUUUUCUAUCAAAAGCAGAAUUGCAAGAGAUGAAGGAUUUGAUACUGAGAAAAUGCGCGUCUAGCGUUCAUGGCGUUAGUAGAAGGACCGUGAAGAAGUCCCCUGAAGAAUCUAACGAUAUGGGGGUCAUAUCGCAAAGCAUCAUGGCAGAGGUGUGGCGGGAAAGCAACAUAGAAUAUAAAUAAAUUGCGUGUUUUCUGUUU
Molecule: messenger RNA, 1326 nt
Organism: Ostrinia nubilalis (European corn borer)
Lineage: Eukaryota; Metazoa; Arthropoda; Insecta; Lepidoptera; Crambidae
Exons: 4
Coding region: 139-1308 (389 amino acids)
Source: RefSeq, a predicted model, not a curated record